Molecule: messenger RNA, 713 nt
Organism: Gloeophyllum trabeum ATCC 11539
Lineage: Eukaryota; Fungi; Basidiomycota; Agaricomycetes; Gloeophyllales; Gloeophyllaceae
Product: Osmotin, thaumatin-like protein
Exons: 4
Coding region: 27-587 (186 amino acids)
Source: RefSeq, a predicted model, not a curated record
GGUCGACCACCCAAUAAGUAUUCACAAUGAAGUUUGCCGCUGUUGUCGCCGUCCUGGCUGGUGCCGUUUCUACCGCUAGUGCUUUCACCAUCCACUUCCAAAACAAUUGCAAUUUCGCCGUGUGGCCCGCCGUUGGGAAGGCUCCCAACGGGCAGCCCGACACAUCUGUCGCAUAUGGUACCAAGUUGAACCCUGGUGCUUCCAGCUCGUUCGGCGUCGACGACCAUCAAGUCGGUAUUCGUGCUUGGGGACGCACGGGAUGCCAUGAUGACGGCACCAACUGUGCGACCGGCGGCUGUGUUGGCGGUCUUACUUGCACGGAUGCUGGUCUGAACUCGGGGGUCAUUGUCUCUGAGUUCGGCUACGGCAACUUCGGUCAAUAUGGUGGCGAGCGUACAUCCUGGGACUUGAGCCACGUCAACUUGGCCAUCAACCUGAACACCAGGCUCUCGUCAUCUGAUGGGCAGAGCGUCCUGUGCCAGCAAAACAACUGCCCUGAUGACCAGGCCUACUCCUACACGAACGAUUACGCAGCGGACCGUAACUCGCCCCUGGGCCAGACCUUCACGCACACUUUCUGCGCUUAAGAAAAUAAGUUUGGACGACAUGGGGAGGAAAUAACAGUUCUUGCCUUCUUGUAUUUAUUGGGCAUAUGUACUCAUUGAGCUAAUGUAAUCACAUCCUCAAACAACGUCGAACACCGCCCAGAUGCU